Lepisosteus oculatus (spotted gar) is the source of this 2488-nucleotide messenger RNA. Its product is annotated as serpin H1-like. Lineage: Eukaryota; Metazoa; Chordata; Actinopteri; Semionotiformes; Lepisosteidae. Gene Ontology annotation, molecular function: serine-type endopeptidase inhibitor activity. Gene Ontology annotation, cellular component: endoplasmic reticulum. Gene Ontology annotation, biological process: collagen fibril organization. The record is from RefSeq and is a predicted model, not a curated record.
CAAAAUAAAGACAAUUUGGGAGGUGCCUGCCUUCACCCUGCUCGCAUUUCAGAAGUAAACGGAUCGUGUGGUCCACCAAGUCCCGGCUUCCUUCUGGAAGUUUCUCUGGGCUACAGUAUAAAGUUGGUCCCGAUGUUGAGCUGCUCACAGAAGAGCUCUGGGUGGAGAGAGGAUUCGUGUGUUUGGAGGCGCAGAAGAGUUCGCACCAGCGGUUCUGCAAAAUAUCCAGGAUAAGAAUGGACUUGAUUAAGACUUUCGCCGCAUUGAAAAGAUUUCAUUGCAUAAAGUGGAUAAAAUGGAAAUGAGUAGACAUUUUAAAUUCAAUACAUGUGAACGUUAGUGCAGAUCACAGAACUGAAAAAGGCUCCACAGUGGAGACUCUUUCCGUUAGUGCACAUUACAUCCAUAUCAUCUAUCUGUUCACCACAGAAGUUCACAUUUUCCGUCAGCAUGUUAAAAUGGAUAUGUUACAGAAUUAGUCAGAAGUGUUGAAGCAUUUUCAAGAUAUGAAGUGUUUUUACUCUUUAAAGUUGAACUUAAUUUUGCUAUUUGGAACAUAUUUGAGAAAAUAAGUAAACAAAUCUGAUAAAACACAGAAUAUCUUCUCAAGUACAUAUUCAGUUCAAAGUAUUGAAUUAAAGAUGAGCUACCGAAAAAGAGCAGAUUUUAAAAAGUGUGGUAGUAAGCGCUUAAAUUCCAAGAAUAGCCAUGGCUUUCAAGGCUGCAGUAGUAAGCUUUCUCAUUGGCAUAGUGGUGGCAGAGCCAGUGGCCCUGAAAGCUCCCACUUCGGUUUUGUCUGAGAGCACUGUCAACCUCGGCCUGAACCUGUACCACACCAUGGUGAAAGACCCCUCUCUGAAGUCGGAGAACAUUCUGUUCUCGCCUGUGGUGGUGGCCACUUCCCUCGGGGUGAUGAGCCUUGGUGCUAAGGACAAAACGGCCAGUCAGGUGAAGUCUCUCCUGCGCGUCAACCUCCACGAAGACAAGCUCCACCCAGCUUUCUCUGAGCUGUUCAACGACGUCAGCAAUGAAACUGCACGCAAUACCACCUGGAAGGUCGGCAGUCGCCUCUAUGGGCCGACGUCAGCCGAACUCAGACAGGAGUUUGUGGAGAAGAGCAGGAAGCACUACCGGCAUGACCACUCCAAGAUCAACUUCAGAGACAAGAGGAACGCCCUGAAGUCUAUCAAUGAGUGGGCUGCAGAAAACACAGGGGGCAGAUUGUCUGAAAUCACCAGAGAUUUACCGGGGUCUGAUGGAGCCAUGUUUGUCAACGCUAUGCAUUUCAAACCUCACUGGGGUGAAGCCUUCCACCAUAAGAUGGUCGAUAACAGAGGUUUCCUGAUGUCCAAAACCCACUCAGUUUCUGUGCCAAUGAUGCAUCGGACAGGCUUCUAUAAAUAUUACGAAGAUGAAGUCAACCAGUUGCAAAUCGUGGAGAUGCCACUUGGCCACAGGCAAACUAGUAUGAUGAUCAUCAUGCCUUUCCACGUGGAGCCUCUGGAGAGGCUAGAGAAGAUGCUGACCAAAGAGCAGCUCAGUGUCUGGUCUAACAAGCUUCAGGAGAGGGCUGUGGCUGUGUCUCUUCCUAAAAUAAACGUGGAUGUCAACCAUGAACUUCAGAAACACCUGCAGGAGCUGGGUCUGGCUGAAGCUGUUGAUAAGAGCAAGGCUGAUUUCUCCGGAAUGACUGGGAAGAAAGACCUGCACCUCUCCAACUUCCUUCAUGCUACUGCCUUUGACCUGGAUACAGAUGGCAACCCCUUUGACCAGGAUAUUUAUGGUCGAGAAGAGAUGAGGUCACCCAAGCUGUUCUACGUAGAUCACCCAUUCAUUUUCUUAAUCCAAGACAAGAAGACCAAUUCCAUUCUUCUCAUAGGAAGACUUGUCAAACCAAAUGGUGAUGGAAACCAUGAUGAAUUAUAACAAAGGAAAUAUAAAAGAGUAAUACUGUUACUUUUAAAAGACAUUUUGUACAUUCCAGGCACUUGAGGUAGUGUGGUCUGGGAACUGGUUUCACAUUGCUUAAGAAGAUCCUUUGAAAGAAGAAGAAUACAUUCACGUUAGCCUUUCAAAAAGCUGAAAGUUGACACCUUGUAAUAGAAACAUGUUUUUGCAUUGAAAAGGGACUGAGAAAAACGCUUGAUGUAGAUGACUGUAGCUGUUCUUCCUUCUUGUCAUAAUUGCUUGUUAGGAGGUGCUGUAUUUAAUCUUCCCCUUGUCUUUGAUGGUACUUAUGAUUGUAAGGUUUCAGUCCAUAAACACAAUGCACAGAAAUUAAUCUUACCACUAUUGUAACCUCCCAUCUCAGGACUCUUAGUUUGUAAUUUGUAGUUUGUUUCCAAUUGAAGUUUUUUUUAUUAUUUGAAACCUCAGGAAGUCAGUUUGAAAACGCUGAAGUACAUACCUGAAAAAUGUACUUUACAAGUUUUCAGUUUUGUGUUUGUUCUGGUUUGUAAUGUUUCUGUACAUAUGUGUAUUUUUAUUA